Molecule: messenger RNA, 3310 nt
Organism: Alligator mississippiensis (American alligator)
Lineage: Eukaryota; Metazoa; Chordata; Crocodylia; Alligatoridae
Product: adenosine receptor A3
Exons: 2
Coding region: 414-1385 (323 amino acids)
Biological process (GO): G protein-coupled adenosine receptor signaling pathway
Cellular component (GO): synapse; membrane; dendrite
Molecular function (GO): G protein-coupled adenosine receptor activity
Source: RefSeq, a predicted model, not a curated record
UGUGAAGAGGCAGCUGCAAAAGCAUGCACUGGCUGGCUCAUAGGGGCUGAAUCUGGGGGCUGCCUCUUUUUGGUACAAGCUUCCUGACUGCUUCAAAGUGACUCUCCGACCUGCUGUGAUGACCCAAAGUUAGUGAGAGGGAGCUCUUGCCAUUGAGGAGCGGACUCUCUAGGGAGGACGGUGAUCCGUGGAUGUCCAGGGGAUAUUUCCAUUUUGCAUUUCUAAGAAUGGGGAAGAGCUGGAAGAAGUUACUCUGAGACAUGCUGGAGGAAGCAUCUAUUCUAACAAGUGUCAUUGAGACGACUAAGUCUAGACAACGUGGUAGGAGAAGUCCUCUCAAGGUAACUCUGGCUCUUUUCCUUCCCCUCGCUUCUCCACCUGGAGCCUGCCGGAGAUAUUUCUUGUGAUUCACAAUGACAAACAGCAGCGUAUCCCUGAGCACCCAGGAUGCGAUAUACAUUGCGGUGGAGUCCAUCAUUGCAGUGUCUGCGACUGUAGGCAACGCCCUGGUCAUCGGGGUAGUGAAGCUCAACCCGUCUUUCCAGAACACCACCUUCUACUUCAUCAUCUCCUUGGCACUCGCCGACAUAGCCGUGGGGCUUCUGGUCAUGCCGCUGGCCAUCGUGGUGAGCCAGGGACUCGUCAUACCCUUCUAUGCCUGCCUGUUUGUGUGCUGCCUGCUCAUUUUCUUUACAAAUGCCUCCAUCCUGUCUCUCCUGGCCAUUGCCAUUGACCGGUACCUGCGGGUAAAGCUGCACACCAGGUAUAAGAUCAUCACCACACAGAGGAGAAUUUGGGUUGCUCUGGGAUUGUGCUGGCUGGUGUCUCUGCUAACAGCAUUUGUCCCCAUGUUUGGAUGGAAUAAGAAGGAGACAGUGAUAGGAACAAGCAACUCCAGCUGCCUCCAGUGUAAAUUCACCGCUGUGAUAAGGAUGGACUACAUGGUGUAUUUUGGCUUCUUCAUCUGUAUCCUCAUCCCUCUGAUCAUCAUGUGUGUCUUGUAUGUUGAAGUCUUCUACAUCAUCUACAUGAAGUUAAGCCAAAGUACGGCCAGCAUAAAAAUGGCAGGCGGGUUUUAUGGGAAGGAGUUCAAGACAGCUAAAUCUCUGGCCCUCGUCCUCUUCCUUUUUGCAGUGUCCUGGCUUCCUCUGUGCAUCUUCAAUUGCAUUUCCUAUUUCUGCCAUGACUGUGACAUCCCAAAGCCUCUGCUGUACCUGGGCAUCCUGCUGUCUCACGCCAACUCAGCCAUGAACCCCAUCGUGUAUGCUUGCAGGAUAAAGAAGUUCAAAGAAACUUAUAUUCUUAUUUUUAAAACCUACAUCCUGUGCACAGAUUCAGAACAAGUUAUUUCAAGCAUCGAGACUCCGUCAGAUCGGGUGUCAUAAAGUAAGGAAGUAUACUGCACUGUCAGCAUAUGUUCAAGUUCACGAUUAGCUAGAAAGGUAGACAAACAGACACAUGACCCUGCUUUGUAAUUUAGCUCAAGUGGAAAUAUAUGAUCCACUUCUAAUAAUUCACUGUCCUCAGGUGGACCUUUUACUACCCUAUUGGUUUUCCCUCCAGUGAAGCUAUACAUCUCUGGGGUGUAGGUUGUAGCUGUGUUGGUCUGAAAGGUUCUUUGGGUAAAUCCAAUAUCUUUUAUUGGACCAACUCAAAUAGCUAAAAUAAUAAUAAAAUAACAAUAAAAGAUAUCGGGUUUACCCAAAGAACCUUGUCUGCUAUACGUCUCUAGCGCUUUCCCAGAGACCAGGUGUCCCAGCUCUACUGCUUUGCUAGCAUCUCUGUAUUGAUGAUUUGUGAGCAACUGAUGUGAACUGAUGUGAUGUGAACCAUCACAAAAUCAUCCUGAUAUAAGUGAGCACUGUGGUGACCAUCUCAGUGGAAAGACCAAGACUGAAUAGGCAAUGGAAACUAUUAUUUCUACAGAGUCAUCUGGGCCUCUUUCAUUAGCCUGAAAUUCAUGGGUGUCUUUCCAUCUUUGAAAAAUAAAUGCCUACAGAGCACCUGAAGGGUGCUGGUGACUUGAAUAAGGCAGUAGCAGCUGUGGCAGAGGUGCUAAAGGAAUAGAGACUUGCUCCAUGCAAAAGGCAUCUCCUACACGAAUUCCUGAGACCCCUACAACGAAGGCGCCGCGCCACAACAGACAAAGACUCACACUGCCUUUUAGCAGAUCAGCUGAUGGGACAGGGGCUGCUUUAAGUAUCAAGGGAAACCUCUGUUGCGAACUCUAAAGAAAUUUUUUUAAGUCAAUGCAGGUUUAUUCUGCCUUACGGCUGAAAACCACAUAGCACUAUUGGAUAUUUUCACCGCUCCGGCUUGUAGGAGACAGGGGUUUGGUUUAGUGCCCCAGGCUCCUCGCGGGUGUGCCUGCCUCAGCUCUUUACCCAUCUCUUUAGACUACAGCCUCCAUGGGGCCGUGCACAAUGGGCCCUGGUGUGAGGGGGAGGCUUCCAGGCAAUACUGUAGCAUGGGAGCCAUUUACAGAGCAGAACAAUUUCAUCAUAUCACCUUGCUUUUAAUGUUUCAAAUCUCCUCUAUUAAAACAGGCGAAGGCAAAUACAUGCAGAGCAAAGAGUAGGUCACAGGGCAGGCAGCGACGAACAUGGUGUACUCUCCCAAUCCUCUCGUACCACACCUCUUGUAGGCUUUGUCUUUGUGCUAGAAAAGCCACAUUGUUUUACCCCAGGGCAGGGGGUCGGACUAGAAGAUCUGCAAGGUCCCUUCCGACCCUACGUCUACGAAUCUGUAAACUAACACACAUCAACCCCAGACAAAAGCACACUGAAGGCAAUGCAAUUAAUUUUAAGCUCAAUAAAAAGAAUUACCUCACAGUAAACCAAACCACCUUGUCUUGAUUGUGGCUGCACCUCAGGACACCUCAAUGACAGUAGCUACCCUGAGGUUUGAAGCCACCAGCAGCGCUGUUAGCAAUAUGAGAACAAGCUGCAAGCAUUUUGGAGGCAUUUUGGGUUGGGGCUUCUGCUAUUUUAAAAGAUGAGAUGUUUGAGUAAAUCACAAGAGGCUGAGAUGUGAUUAAUAUAUUUAAGAUAAAGGGUAGAUAAACUGUUAGAGGUGGGGUUAAGUCCCGGUGAAACCGAGAGACCUCGCCACUGGCCGUCAGCUGCAGCUCACUGAGGGAGCAAUGAUAUGGCUUCCCCUUCAGCGAGAGCUGAAACACAAGGGGCUGCAGCCCAAAGCAGAGAUGCGCAUGGCAAAGCUAAACAGAAACAGGGCUGAGGGGGCUUCAUGGGGACGGAGACGGCAAACGUGGGGCCGGUGGAGCGAGCGGAGCAAGAGAAAACACCAAAGA